UACAAAAUAAACCGAUUUUUGGCGCGCUUGCAUCGAAGAAACGGAAUAAACAUACUAUUUUUUAAAUUUCUACAGAUUUUUUUCUUCCAAUACACCGUUUAGAUGUUUUUAAACAAUUUAUGUAAGAAAUUAUUGUUCUCAUGGAUAAGCAAACAGUAGUGAAGCGUAAUUUAGAUAAGUUGGAAUCGGAAGAUUCUGAUGUGGAAAAUGUGAGUGCGAUUUCAAACUCGCAACCGAUUGCGAAAAAAGUAUGCGUGGAGGAGCAAAAUGUAGCUGCUAGGGAUCAAAAGGAGCGACCCAGCGAAAUGGAUGAACUCGGUGAAAACUUGAAUUGUUUCUUUGAUGAGGAUGAUAAUUUCGAUCUGGAUUUUAUUGCAUUGCAUGAUACUGAGGAAUUUACCCUUGAUCUGACAAACUGGAAAAGAUGCAAAAUCGUGUCGCUGUGGAAAGAAAUUGGUACAGUGACGCUAGUUGUGGAAGACAAAGCCACCAACGCUAAGGCCAAAUGUAUCCUAGAGCCGCCUUGGAUGUCGGUACAGCUGACCAUAGGUUGCACCAUUUCACUGAAAGCUUUUUUCGAUAAAACCAGCAAUCUCUAUCGUAUCAAUGCACAGGAUGGAAUGAUCGUAACAGAUCCGGACUAUCUGGUAUCGGGCACAUCCGUUGUCGGAGCAUUAUAUUGUCAACGUCGUGGUGUUCUGCAAGAACGUUUCCGCGGUGUAGAUGCGGAUAGCCAAAUUAUGACAGUCGGCACAAUCGUACAUGAGCUGCUACAGAAAUGCCUAAGGAACAAGUUGAAUGACAUGGCUGAUAUCGUUGCUGUCGGGCGCGAAUUUCUAAAUUCCAAAGACAUGGCUCGAAUGCUGUAUGCUUGCAAAAUGAGCCGAGUAGAGGCAGCGAAAGAAGUUGAACAGUUCUAUUCAAGGAUUCAUGACUUCAUCAAAAAUCAUGUCCAUGUGAGCUACGAGCACAAAUCAACGAAACCGAAAUCAGACAUUGAAAUAGUUGCCAUCAAAGACAUCGAGGAAAAUAUUUGGUGCCACCAGCUGGGAUUAAAGGGGAAAAUCGACGUGACAGUAGAAGCGAAAUGCAGUGGUGACCAACAAGUGCAGUUAAUGCCAUUGGAAUUGAAAACGGGACGAGCCAGCUUUUCCGCAGAGCACAAGGGCCAAGUCGUAUUGUAUGAAAUGAUGAUGAACAUCGUUGGGCAUCGCGUGGAUAAAGGUAUCUUGCUUUACCUCCGAGAAGGGAAGUGCUCAUCGGUGGUAGGCAAUCGGAACAUGAAACGUGACUUGAUUAUGCUGCGGAAUGAAGUGGCCUACUACCUUUCGCGAGGUUUAACCAACACCGACAGCCCGCAGUUUGAUUUGGCGAAAGAUAUCCUGCAACUUCCGGAACCGUUGAACAAUCGGCAUGUAUGUUCCCGUUGUCCGUACAGCGUCAUUUGUACAGCCUAUUUAAGAUACGAGAAAGAAGAGCUGCCCGAUGGUCAUUCCAUCAAGCUCAUUGCCGAUGACUCGUUGAGCCAUCUCAGCGAUCGACACAUAGAUUACUUCAUUCGAUGGGCAGGAUUGAUUUUCCUUGAGGAUGAAGAGUCCAAGAAAGAUUUUCGUAUCAAACAUCUUUGGACAAAAAGUCCUGAAACGAGGCAUAAGAUGGGACGUGCGACCAUCAAUUUGCGAUUAACGGGACGAGUUUUCAAAUCGGAAGAUGAGUAUUUCCACACAUUCGCGCUGAACGUGAAUAAAAAUGACUCGUUGAACGCGUCGCCUUCGCUGAACGUCUCCCAGUUGUCAGCUAUUGAAUAUUUAUCUGCGUUUUUCGCGCAGAAUGAGUAUUUAAUUUGUAGCACUAACAAACGAAUAGCCGUUGCUGCGGGCCGCGUGGUGAGCGUUAGCAAGCAUGAAAUUACUAUGAGCCUGGAGCGUGAUCUUAGCCAGUACUAUUCGGAAGAAAUGUUCCAUUUGGAUAAAUAUCGGUCGCGAACGCAGAUGGUAUUCAACCUUACUAACGUGGGCGUUUUGCUGGAAAAUACGGAACGUUCUGACAUACUGAGGCGCAUCAUUAUUGAUCGGGAGAAGCCAACUUUUACAAAGACCGUACCCGCCGAGAUUAAAGAAGAAGGAAAAAAUAUUUUGCAAAAUCUUAACAAGCAUCAGAAAAUAGCGGUACUCACCGCUAUUGGAACUAAGACUUAUUGCUUGUUCAAAGGUCUGCCAGGAACGGGGAAAACUCAGACAGUGAUCGCACUGAUACGACUGUUGCUAGCCUUGAAAAAGUCUAUUCUGAUCACCAGCAACACGCAUUCCGCCGUGGAUAACGUACUCUUAAGGCUGCUUCCGUACGACAUCAAGUUCAUGCGUUUAGGCUCCACGACUCGAAUCGAUCCCCGAUUGGAAGAGUUCAGUGAGGCUCGGUUAACGGAGAACUGUUCAACCCCAGAAGAACUUGUUGCCGUAUACAGUUCAUAUAACAUUGUAGGCGUGACUUGUCUUGGAUCCGAUCAUUCAUUGCUUGUUCGACGCACCUUUGAUUUUUGUAUCGUUGACGAAGCGACCCAGGUAUUUCAAAGUGCUGUGAUCCGGCCGCUUUUAUCGUCUGACAAAUUUGUAUUGAUAGGCGACCCUGAUCAGUUGCCUCCAGUGGUACAGUCACGCAAAGCAAAGGACUUGGGUGCCGAUGAGAGCCUGUUUGUUCGGCUGGAUGCUGAGGAAUCAUGUUGUGUACUACCCACUCAGUACCGUAUGAAUAAAACUAUCACCAAGCUUGCCAACGAAUUCUCCUACAAGGGUAAACUGCUGUGCGCCAACGAAGAAGUUGCCAAUUCCACCAUAAAACUGCCCGAAAUAAAGACCAUGCAACAGAAGCAUAAGCUAGAGAAGUGGCUCCUGAAGACGACAGCCUUGCAACUUGAACUAUCGGUCGUACUCAUCGACACGCUCAACACAUUCAAAAGAAGUAUGGCCUACAACACAACGCGGAAGCGAGAAUACUCCUACACUUCGCUCGAUGGCAGCCUAACUGGAGAAGAACCGAAAACAAUAUAUGAAAACUAUUGCGAAGCUGCCAUUGUUUUUUACACGAUCAUGGCACUGAUUGAUGCUGGCAUCGAUGGAAGCGCCAUAGGAGUGAUUUCACCAUUUCGAGCUCAAGUGGAUCUACUUCGGUUUUACCUCACCCUGCUCGUUCGGUUGUACGAAGGCCAAGGCGUAGCAAACACCAACAAAAGGUUCGAUAUUGAGAUCAGUACCGUCGAUCAAUAUCAAGGCAAAGAUAAAGAUAUUAUAUUGUAUUCUUGUACAAAAUCAAAUAACCCCGAUGGAACCGGAACAAAAUCUAACGCCCCAAGCCAAUAUGGAAUUCUCGAGGAUUAUAGGAGACUGACGGUAGCAAUAACCAGAGCCAAAAAGAAAUUGAUCGUCAUUGGUGAUACCGAGUGUCUUGAGAAUUACACACCGUUUAAAAACUUAUUCAAGUGUAUCUCAACCCCAGGUAAGAUAGUACUCCAAGACCAUCGCCUCGGAUUCGAAUGGAGCGGUGUGUUCAACACACUGGACUCACUGCAUGACUGCGAAUAGAAAUUAUCGGACUCGAAUUGCAAAUAAAUGCUCGAAUUGCACACUGCCAAUUUCUACUCA
Messenger RNA from Armigeres subalbatus, 3638 nucleotides. RefSeq names its product DNA replication ATP-dependent helicase/nuclease DNA2 (gene Dna2). NCBI's taxonomy places the organism in Eukaryota, Metazoa, Arthropoda, Insecta, Diptera, Culicidae. The transcript has 10 exons. Gene Ontology annotation, molecular function: 5'-flap endonuclease activity; helicase activity. Gene Ontology annotation, cellular component: cytoplasm. The coding region runs from base 141 to 3578 and encodes 1145 amino acids. Gene Ontology annotation, biological process: replication fork reversal. The record is from RefSeq and is a predicted model, not a curated record.